CCAUAUCUGUAAGGUUAGGAUCCUAUGAUUUAUCCUCUCACGCAGUGCCUGAAUAACUGUGGCAGUCAAAAGUUACUUUUGUGUCUGUAUAUAUAUAUAACUAUUUACUGAAACAAAACCACUUUUGAGGACUGAUCCCGUUAUUGUGAUGUAGGAGAUCCGAGACGACGGCUUGGUUCGGUGAACACGGCAACAUGAAAACAAAUCCUUUCUUAAAUGGAAGUAAGGAAGUUAAAAAGAUAUACUUUAAAACUGUGUGUAAAUAUACCGUAUACUCCUCGAGGCUUUUCAGUAAAGAACCUAAAGUGGACGAGUCAAAACCCUGAAUUUAACUGCAAAGUUAAUUUUUGUGCAUUUUGAAAUUCUAAAUUAUGGAGAAUAUAACAAAGAUAUUGAAUGAGAAGUACUCCGAAGUGGUGCUCCCAAACACCGUGCUGUUGGCAGUAGGGAUGACGAUGGGAGCCGUGGGGAAUAUAGCCAUCAUCUCACUCUACGUGUCCAGGAUAAAGGAUAAAAAGGGAGACCGUUACUUUAUACCUGUGCUCGCUUUCAUUGAUUGCCUGGGCUGUGUUGCCAAUGGAUCAUUUUACACUACAGAUAACGCCUUCCUCUUUUUGUAUCCUAGUGAGGUUCUUUGUCGUGUGUUGAUAUUCCUCUUAACCUUUGCAUCAGGAUUCUCCGCUCAUGUUCUUUUGGUAAUAGCCUUGCAGAGGUACCUUCUAAUUUGUCGACCAUUUGGCAAACAACUGACUUUGAACAAAAGAAGGAUUUCUCUUGGAAUAAUCACAGUGGCCUGUCUCGGGUAUGCCUGCCCAUUGUUAGGCAUAGGUGGCAUCAGGCACACCAAUUCCACUUUUCUGAACCAGACGUUUGAGAGCCACAUGUGCGUGCUAUCGGUAGAGACGUCCUUUGGGACACUGGUUUACUUUGGGACAAUGGCUUUAAUCACUGUGGCAAACAUUCUGGUAACCGCAGGGCUGUACAUUCCAAUAACAAGAGCUAUUUACAGGACAUUUUCAUUCCACAAGAAAAAUAUAUAUAAAGACAACAAAGACAGGCGGAUUUCCGAUAGCCAGAGUAGCACUCAGAUCUCUCACAUAUCAUUAUCAAUCGAGGAAAUAAACGUCAAUCAACAACAGAACAUAAGUAUACAUCAUCCAAAAGGCGAAAUACAGCAAAAGUCCUCAAGGAAGGAGGGAAGAACAAUUCAUAGAUCAAACACUGACGCCAGGAAAGAGAAAGUAAAAGCGAAGAUAAACUUAAUGUUUCUGAUUAUCAUUUUGGUGUACAUACUGUCAUAUAUUCCUACUCUUGGGAUUCUUAUCGCGACUUACACCCUGAGUGAUUUUACUUAUCUCGAACUGUCUACGGCGGGUAUUAAUCUGUGGCUGUUCUCUGCCCGUUUCCUGCUGCUGAAUCACGUGAUCAACCCCUUUAUAUAUGGGUAUUUUGAUAUCAAGUUACGGACUGAAUUCGAAAAACUUUGCUGUGGUUUUGUGAAACGAAAAUUGGAUCAUUCUGUGGAUAGUCAAACGACUUAAUUCUUUACUAUGUACUUUUUUUUGUUUUCAGUGUUGCCCUAGAAAAGAAAUGCGACCAAUUAAACCAAACGAAUGUCA
This is a messenger RNA of Saccostrea cuccullata (small rock oyster), 1619 nucleotides long. Its product is annotated as trissin receptor-like. The record is from RefSeq and is a predicted model, not a curated record. Gene Ontology annotation, biological process: G protein-coupled receptor signaling pathway; cellular response to hormone stimulus. Lineage: Eukaryota; Metazoa; Mollusca; Bivalvia; Ostreida; Ostreidae. The transcript has a single exon. The coding region runs from base 372 to 1541 and encodes 389 amino acids. Gene Ontology annotation, cellular component: plasma membrane. Gene Ontology annotation, molecular function: peptide binding; G protein-coupled receptor activity.